AGAUAAUCUAAACUUAAUGUUAUAAAGUUUAGAUCGAAUUCUAUUUAUAUAGUUAAAUUACAACUUGCGAGUAUUAAAUGAAAAGUACAUGACUAUCGCCUGUUACAUUUUUAUAAUUCGUACCAUUUAUAAAAGUUAAGAAACUAAUUUUUUUUUUAAAUUAUCCUUUUACUUAGUAGUUAAGUAUUUGAGAUAAACGUUUUGAAUAAUGCUUCCUGGACGUGGAGUAGGUUGUUUGCCGGGUAAGUGUAUGGUGAAACAUAUUAUUAUUUAAUGUUUAUCAUUUUUCCAUUCUCCCAUAUUAUUUAUUAUUUUUUUCAUGUGAUUUAUAUUUUCAGAUAAUCCUUUGGGUUUAUCAUGGCACGACAGUAAUUGGAUUCCUAUGCUCAACUCUAAUAACGUUCUCGACUAUUUCUCAGAACGUAGUAAUCCAUUCUAUGACAGAAGUUGUAACAAUGAAGCUAUUAAAAUGCAACGGCUUAGCAUGGACCAAUUGAGGUGAAUAACUAAAAUUUAAAUUUUUCAAUAUCUGCAUUGUUUGUAGUAUUUUGUAUUUAUCAUACAUCUAGAAAAUAGGUAAUUAAUAACUAUUAUUAGUAGUGUUUGUUUAAAAGAAAAAAAUAUUCUGGUAUUGAAUCCUUUGGUUAGUAUUCAUUAAUUAAAUUGUUAAUAACAUAUACCAUUGUUUAUAAUUUGAUUAUAGUAAUAUGAUUGGAUUGGAAUAUUGUCUUCUUCAUGUACAAGAACCUAUUUUGUAUGUGGUACGUAAACAACAUAGACAUUCUCCUACUCAUUCUACACCAAUUGCUGAUUUUUACAUUGUUGCUGGAAUAGUAUAUCAAGCACCAGACCUUCUAUCAAUUAUCAACUCCCAUAUGGUAAAUGAAAUGCAUUUACAGUUAUAUUACUCCCAUUGAACCUACUAAUAGAUACAUCGGUAAAAGUGUUGUUUGUUACUUUAAAAGUAAUAUAUUUGAAACAAAAUUUCAAUGCAAAUGAUGCCUAACAUAUUUAUGUUGUGUUGUAUCAUAGUUAUUUAUAACUCAAUUAUGUUAAUUGUUAUUGCGACUAUAUAUUAUAUUAUAAUUAACAAAUUUUUAAAAUAAUAUAUUUAAGCCUUGGUUUCCUACAAUCACCCAUCUGUGAUUGCGUGGUGCCUGGUGUAUGUUAGUUCAAUCACGCCUGUGUGAUUAUGACUGUGGUUUGCAAUUAAACAAAUUUCCAUUAGUUGGUGUUAAUUCAUCAAAUUGGACAUACUUACGUUUUAUAAUAUUUUAGAGGAUGCAGCAGAUGAAGUAUUAUUAAUGUAAAUCACUUCGAGAAUGAGAUGACAAAAUGUUUAGUGAACGUAGCAGAGGGGGCUUUUAUAAUUUAAUAUAAAAUUACUAAUUGACAGCAAAACUAGAUUUAAAGCAUAUUUUAGAAUAUCAUUUAAAUUAUUUAACUUUACAGGUUGAUUCAAAAGUUAUGUUACAGUCAUUUUAUCAUGUAAAUAUCCAUAAUAGAGGAAAAUAUUUGGAAGUACAAAAGUUUUUAGAUUUAUAAACAUCUAAAAUAAUAUUUUAAUAAUUAUGUACUGCGCAUCAUACCUUCUGUGGCGACUGUUUUGCGGUUGACACACGUGCAUUAUUUUUAAACACAAACACUGUUGUUCAGUGUUUCAACUUUUGCUCAAUCAUGCAUCGCGCAUUACAUCACGCAAUCGCGGAAUGCGUGAUUGUAGGAAACUAAUGCUUUACAUUCCAAAUGUAAUAUUGUAAUUCACAUUGUUUGUUUAUUGUUCUUGUACUAAAAAAUAUUUGAUAUUGUUAUUUAAGAUGUCUUCAGCAUAUCAUUUAGAGACUGCAUUUGAAGAAUUAAACUCAUUGGCAAGAUUUCAUCCAUCAAAAGGUUAUUCUUGGGAAAAUCGCAGACCUGGUCAGCCUACUGGUCCUGUAACAGCACCUCCACCAUCUCCAGUUAAAGUACCCGGGAAGAGAGAUACUGAAGAAGCCAGUUCCCAAUUUCAAAGGUUACGAGUAGACAUGCUAUUAGUAGAAUUAACAAGAAAGUUUCCUUUACCUUUACCUCAAGCACUCGCAGCAGUACCUCAAAAUGUUAUAAAUAAUCAACAAACAAGUAAAUAUGUUUUAUAAUAUUAAAGGAUUUUUAAUUUUUAUGGUGUAUGAAUUACUUGUAUUCUAGUUUAGAUAUUUCAAAUUAUUAUUUUAGUACCAUAUUAAAGUUUUAUAAUUUUCAAGAAAAAAAGAGCUGAUACUGGGGAUGGUAGUGGUCACUGUUGUAUGUGAGAAGUUGGGAAGGUAGGAUACAUAAAGUUAAUUCAUUUAUAUCUGUAAGCAAUGAUAAACCAUUGCUUAACGAAAAACGAUUCCAAGUGCAUUUCUGUAAUACAUAAUUUGAAGUGCCGUAAUUUUUUUUUGCGAUUUUCGUUUAAAUUUGAUUUCAAAAGCUUAAUAAAAAAUUUGAUCACGUCUAGAAAAGGUAAAUAUAAGUUUUCCGUCCAAAUUUAAAACUACUUCUUUCUAUUUGGUUAAUAUCAAUGAAGAUGAAUAUAUUAAUAAUUUGUCCUCUGAAUUUUUGUUUUGUUCAUUUAUAUAUUAUAUGUUUGUUUUCUUAUAUUUUAUUAGUUAUAAAUGGUUUAAUAGUUUUUAUUAAUAUUGAAAAUGUUUUGUGACUGUGUAUACAAUUUUUUAAGACUACCUCUUUUACUGUUUGCUUUAUAGACGAAGUGAUUAAAAAAGAAGUGAAACAAGAAAUAAAACAAGAAAUGGUUCAAGAUGUAAUUAUUAAACAAGAAGCACAGCCUAUUAAUUCUUUAUCACCACCAAUGAGGCCACCCCCAGAGAAAAAGUUUAAACCUUCGUGAUUAAUUUGUAUGUAUUACUAUUUUUAGUUAUUAAUUUAUAUGCACUGUAUUGUAUAUAAAGAUUAUAUACUGUAAUUGAUGCUAAUUAAGACUUUAUUUUAAUAAAAUAAUUUUGAUUAAAAAAUAUAUUGUCAAUUGGCCAUUCAGUUAUUUACAAAUAUAAUUUUCGUUGACCUUAUUAGGAAUAUUAGGUUUUUAAUGUAAAAUAAAUGUAUUUAUUUAUUAUUUUUAUAUUUUAGUAAAAAUGUUUGUAACAAUAUACAGUAAAACUUCCAUUAAUGGUCAUUUUUUUUUAGUCCCAUCAAGUGUUAUGCCUUUAGAGGUUUCCUAUAAUGGCACCUCUAAAUAGCAGUCAUUAUUUUCGGUUUCUUUAGAGACCGUUAUAUGAAAGUUUUACUGUACUACAUUAAAGUGAUUCUUAUUUGGGUAAAGAGAGAAUUUUUUUUGAUGCCCCUUAACUUAGUUCAAAAAAAUAAAAAAAUGUUUAGUACCAUUUAAGUUUUCUUGGGCAAUUAUGUUGUCCCCCUGUAACAAGUUACAUUUCAAAUGUAUUGGUUUUUUUGUUUAUAUAUCACUAUUUCAUAGUGUGUAUGAAAAAAGAAUGUAUCUUGUAUGGCAAUAAUCUAGGUUUAGGUAUUUUUUGAUGUUGGUGGAAAAUAUAUUAAACAUUCCAUAUCACUUUCUG
Cinara cedri is the source of this 3551-nucleotide messenger RNA. The record is from the annotation of a GenBank genome assembly. Lineage: Eukaryota; Metazoa; Arthropoda; Insecta; Hemiptera; Aphididae.